This is a messenger RNA of Bursaphelenchus xylophilus (pine wood nematode), 2984 nucleotides long. Lineage: Eukaryota; Metazoa; Nematoda; Chromadorea; Rhabditida; Aphelenchoididae. The record is from the annotation of a GenBank genome assembly.
AUGGAGAGUAUUAGGUACAAAUUACUGUUGAACUAUCGCAUCAAUUGUUCGUACGAACUUAUGAAACGAAUCUUGUUGUCAAAAGUGAGUUUUUCCACGUGAAAUUUCCUUCUUUACCCAAGAAAGGCAUGGGUAAUAUAAAAAUUGGUCGGAUUUCUGAACUUUUAGCUUGGAAUCUUGUUCAUUGUUACGUCAUCCCUUUGUGUGUUGGCUUAUGUUGUGGUUGGCAUGUUUUUCCCUGAUCCUAGACAUCGAUUUCCGUUGGCAUCAGUAGCAGAAGUUCGAAAAUACCUUGAUGUCCCACCUAAAUUCAAAAGUUUUGUUAGGAAGAGGUCAAGAUACGAUAUGACGGCUGUUGAAUACAAAUUCUCACAUCCUCAAGAGUUCAGAUGCAAGAUUAUACCAGCUCAGCGAACGGGUAAACUUGUUUUAUUUUCAAAAAAUUAAUGUUCAUCUUGGAUAACAUAAUACAGUGGGGGACCUGAUCCAGUGGCAAAAAGCGUACCAUUUUGCAUCCGGGAAGUAUCAAAAAUGUGGCAAAAUGCUUCCCUCUCCAAGUGAAAGAACUCAGAAUCGCGCCCACUCUUUGUGAGGAAAAAGAGCGCGCCCUUCAAAAUGAAGUUUUUUCAGUUGGAGAGGGAAGCAUUUUGCCACAUUUUUGAUACUUCCCAGAUGCAUAAUGGUACGUUUUUUGCCACUGGAUCUGGUCCCACUGUAACGUAAUAGGUAUAUGAAAUCUUGCAAGAAGUGUUCAAAUAUUACCUCGAAUCGUUUUCCAGAUGACUCAACAAUCUCUACCACAGUGAAUGCCGACAUAAAAUGCCUAGAAAAGGAGGAACAACUUGUUAGACAGACAACUUUUGGUGAUUUUUAUGUGAAAAUCGCCGAAAUCAAGAAUGGACGGCCAGAAUUUCGAUGUUUUUACAGCGAUCUUGCUUCUUCGGAUAGUAGCGACAAGGUAGAAAUAAAUUCUGUCAAAAAUUUAUGUUCGUUUAGUAUCAAUUACGAGAAGGGAAGCAAAGAUUGGACGUGGAGCAAGUGAAAAUCGAGUGUUUUAAUCAGCAAAAUGAGAGCUGUAAGUGGUGUUUUAGACUGAAAAUCGUAUACCGGUAUAAAUACGGGUACUUUUGACCUCUUUUCCACCCUAAAAAUUACCGUAUUUUUAGUCAUCGUCGUCUAAAUUUUUGCCAUUUUUAGUAUUUUCCGACGUUUUUUUCUCUCUUCAACCGAAAAAUCAUGUCGCUAACAACUCAGAGAUUUCUGACAAUCGUCAUCGAAAUUAUUCGUUUGCCUUCUUGAACUUGAAUGGAAUCUCCAAAUCCGACUUGAUCUCCAAAAUGCCAUUGACUGUCGAUGCUCUGGAAACAAUCAAUACCCAACUGCUCAAUGGAUUCCAUUCGGUACCUAAUGGAGAUUUGGGCGUUUUUCAUACAUACUUUAUAGUCAGAUUUUUCUGAUUUUUUAUUCGUUUUUACGCUAAAAAUCAUCAUUUUUAGGCUGAAAAUAUUGUCAAACUGAAUGAUGACUUGAUGAAAAAGCUGAUGAAGUCAGCACAAGGUAAGAUUUACAUCCAUAAAAUUUUUCUUUUCAUUCAGAUGACGGAUAUAUUACUAUGUUGAACACAAUGUCAUCAUCAACAACAUUCGAUAUUACACCGACUUUUGACCUGUCGUAAGGGCCAAUUUGUUUUCUAAAAGAUGCUACAUGUAUUAUACGACUAUUUAUGAACCAUUAGAGGUUUAAUUUUAAAUCUUUCAGCUCAUUCAAUAAGUAUUUACUUGAAAAUUCAUCUCAAAGUCAUGUACAAUGUUCGGAACAUCCGUAUGAGAGAGUCCUUAAUGUUUUGAAGAGGUAAGCAAAUAGGAAGAUUAUUUUGUGCAUCUUCAGUAAUCUACAGCAAUUUUUUGAUGGAAUACGGUCAUUUUGCCCCAUUUGAACGCUUGCAACAGAAUGCCAAAAAUGGCGGGAAUUUGAAUUUUUGAAUCUAAAGUGAUUCCGAUCUAAGUGCCAUGAAGUUUUUACUAAAAAUCCUUCCUGACAGAGCAAAUAUUUCAGGUUUUUAUCGAAAUACCCAUCAGUUCCGACCUUCUCCAUCACUGAUCUGGACGUCUCCGAUCUCCCAGAUCUUGGUGCUCUGGAUUCUCAUCUCUCUCACAUACUGGACCGCUCUUAUCUCAAUGGAGGAUUUGAGAGGACCGUAUUCGUAAUCACUGGCCAAAAAGCGAAUUCUCAUCCAUUUUUGGGCCUAACAAUUCCGAGGAGCUUUUUUGGGAUAAAUCCCGAAAAAUACUCGAUUUUACUCAAAAAUAAGAACUCGUUUGUAUUGCUGGAUGACGUCUAUGCAACUGUCAACGAGAUCAUGGGGAAGAAAGUUGAUAAUGGAGUGUCUUUUCUGCAGGAAAUCUCAGUUGAUCGGGAUUGUGAGGGAAUGAAGGUGGGAAAAGAGCAAUGCCAAUGCAUAAAAGAGGCUCCUGGAAGAAUUGAUGAUGUCAACUUUGUGGUACGUGGUCUUUUAUUGGAUUUUUGGGGCUGUUUUUUUAUUAUAGGAGAUCUUUCAAAAAAAUUUUUUUUAUAGUCAUCAAAACGCCAUGGAUAAUACAAUCAACCCCUAAAAUCUCCUCCUUUGUCCCCUAGAAUCCUAUCAAUUAUACUUUUUUUAUUACUUAUUACAGUCAAACCUCUCAUCAGAAGCCAAAGUCAACGUUGAAAACGCAUUGAACAAAUUAGAAUGUCCCAAAACGUUCUCCAUCUCCAAUAUCACUGAUCUAAAGCGCUUUGAAUCGAUCCAAGGAAACAUCUAUCAAGCAACGGUUCCUCUUGAUAUCUCAUGGGAAUUGGGUAGCCUGGGAUUGCAAGUGGAAAUUCUAUUUGACAAUAAUGGAAAAGUGCUUCUGAAGCCUUAUAUUAAACAUGCCGAUUCGAAGUGCACCGUGAAAAUUCUGGAUCACCUUUGUCAUUGUCGACCUGGACAUGGAGCCCAUUAG